Messenger RNA from Solenopsis invicta (red fire ant), 3026 nucleotides. RefSeq lists its product as uncharacterized. The record is from RefSeq and is a predicted model, not a curated record. Bases 434 to 2899 code for a protein of 821 amino acids. Gene Ontology annotation, molecular function: phosphatase activity. The transcript has 15 exons. Lineage: Eukaryota; Metazoa; Arthropoda; Insecta; Hymenoptera; Formicidae. Gene Ontology annotation, biological process: dephosphorylation.
AGAAGAGAAUUCUAUUCUUUUUCUGACCAUUUGGUAUUGGUUGCCAGUGAAAAUUUUCAAUCCACAUUUGAUCUGUCGCAGGAGGCCACAAGGCAGUGUUAACAAGUUGGGCCGAUAAGAUGGACAAGACAAGAAAUGAAAUAAACUUCCCCUUACAUUCGUCAUAACAUCCACGAUACAAUGUCCGAUAAUAAUGACUCGGAUAGGAAGUACAAUAUGGUGGGGUGUACGCUCUUACAUCUUAAAAGCCUUUUGUGCUAUGAGAAAAAGCCAGUACCCAAUUAAUCCUUACGAUCAGUAGUUCGACAGAUUUACUGAUUUCGGUUUAACGACAAGUGCCAGUUGAUAAAACGCUGAAGAUAGUAAUCUGAUUUCCGAAGAACGCUAUCAGAUUAACACUAUCAUAAAUACAUACUUAUUGCGCAUCGACAAGAUGGUUUCGUGUCAUAUUUUUGUUACUUAUUUAUCGAUUGCUAUUAUCAGUCUGAAUGCAAUUUUGAUUACAGCCUCGCCGUCUGAGCUUAAAUUAAUUAAUGUGGUAUUCAGACAUGGAGAUCGAACACCCGAUAACAAUGGUCGCGAAAUGUUUCCGAAUGAUCCGUAUAUAAAUUAUUCCUUCUAUCCGACAGGUCUCGGACAAUUGACCGCAGAGGGCAAGAAACACGAGUAUAGACUGGGAAAAUUUUUACGUACUAGAUACAAUGACUUUCUCGGCAGUUUAUACACCCCAAAUCUUGUCGUAGCUCGUAGUUCGGAUUUCGAAAGAACAAAAAUGUCUCUGCAACUUGUUCUCGCUAGUUUGUUCCCGCCGAAAUAUUUACAGCGAUGGAAUCCCGCUUUAAAUUGGCAACCGAUCCCAAUGUCAUAUACACCACGUAUCGAUGACAAUAUCAUCUUAGCUGACGAGUGUCCGCAGUUCCUCGCAGAAUACGAUCGAAUAUUGAGCUCACCUGAAGGGCAAGCGAAGAUCGGCCAAUUCAAAGAACUGAUGGGCAACUUGACGAAACUGACCGGGAAAGAAAUAAAGACAGUAGAGGACCUUUACUUUCUUUAUCAGACUUUUAUAGCCGAGUCUUCCUUGGGAUUGCCUCUUCCCGAAUGGGCGUAUGACUAUUUUCCUUAUGGACAGUUGUUCGAUGGAAUUGUAGCUUCAUACAAACUUAAUAAUUUCACUCCUUUAAUAAGAAGAUUAAAUGCUGGUCCAAUGAUCCGUACUAUGACGGACAAUAUGAUAGCUGCGCAAAAUCCAACCGUUGCGCCGAAAACGAAAAUUUAUUUAUACAGUGCUCACGAAACCAACAUUGCAGGUAUGUUGCACGCGUUGGGCGUGUACAAGCCGCAUGUACCCGAAUAUUCUAGUGCAGUCAUCAUGGAACUGCAGCAGAUCGAGCAAGAGUAUUACGUGAAGCUCGUGUAUUAUCAAGGCAUUCCACCAAUUAUUAAAGAUCUCACAAUCCCAGGUUGCGACACAUUGUGUCCCUUUGAUCAAUUUUUGGAUCUAAUGGAAGAUUUGAUCCCGUCCGACGAGGAGAUGAUUUGUGAUAAGAGACAGACUCCGAGUUUUGCCGGCACCGAAUAUCCCAUCGGCUUGCAGAAUCUCCUGGAGAACUUAAUUAAGAGAUCGGCAAUCGAGGAGAGCGCUACGCGACUUAGUCUACCGCUGAACGCCAUCGAGUUUUCCAGCAACAUGGUCUCGUUCCGUAUACUCGACAAUUAUUUAUCAGUUGGUCUCGUCAUCAGUUUAAAUGCUAUUCUACUCGCAGGUGCGCAACCGGAGCUUAAGUUAGUCAACGUGGUAUUUAGGCAUGGCGAUCGGACACCUGAUAAUAAUGGAUAUGAAAUGUAUCCGAAGGAUCCAUAUUUAAAAUAUUCCUUCUUUCCUGAGGGUUUAGGGCAGUUAACCAAUCGGGGCAAGAUGCGCGAGUAUGAAUUAGGAAAAGUUUUGCGCAGCAGAUAUCAAAAUUUCCUGGGAGAUCUGUAUUUGCCACAACUCGUCAUGGCUAGCAGCUCCGAUUACGAUAGAACGAAAAUGUCUCUGCAACUGGUCCUCGCCUCAUUGUUUCCUCCAAUAAAUGUACGACAACAGUGGAAUCAUGCUUUAAACUGGCAGCCGAUUCCGACCACAUACUUGCCACGUGUUGAUGAUAAUUUCUUUUUGCCUGACGAGUGUCCGCAAUUCCUUAACGAGUACGAUCGAGUGCUGAAUUUGCCUGAAACGAAAAAACGAAUGUCGCAAUUCAAGGAUAUGAUGAGUAAAUUAACGAAACUGACCGGCAAGAAGAUCGAGAAGCCACUUGAUAUGUAUUAUUUGUAUCAUACUUUCGUAGCGGAGUCAUUCAUGAAUUUGACUCUUCCUGAAUGGGCAUACAAUUAUUUCCCGAAUGGUACGCUAUUCGACGGGAUUGUAGCUGCUUAUAAUAUUGCAAAUUAUACUCCUUUAUUAAGGAGGCUGUAUGCUGGCCCGGUAAUACGCGUCAUAUUGGAGAACAUGUUAGCUAUACGAAAUGCAGACCCAUCGAAAACGAAAAUUCAUUUAUACAGUGGUCAUGAAACCAAUAUCGCGACAUUAUUACAUGCAUUCAAAGUGUACAAACCUCAUGUACCUGAAUAUUCUAGCGCAGUUAUUCUAGAAUUGUUACAACAAAACAAUCAGUAUUAUGUAAAACUCUUACACUAUCGCGGCAUUCCAUCGAUUAUUGACGAACUUACAAUCCCAGGUUGCGAAACUCUUUGUCCUUUUGACAAGUUUUCAACUCUAACUCGAAACUUGAUUCCAUCUGACGAGGAAUUGAUUUGCGACAAGAGACAGACUCCAGAUUACGCAAACACGAAAUAUCCUGCUACCUUGGAAAAUAUGACGUACGAUUUAAUAAAAUUAAUAAAUUUAAUAGAUAGAUAAUAACGACAACACUAACUUAUUGCUAAUUUAAAUGUUACACGAAAUAUUUUUAUUGUAUAACUUGGAAUAAAAUAAUUUAUCAUCUAUGUUAAUAUAAUUUAAUAAAAUAUAUUGCUUCUUUUAAUUA